This is a messenger RNA of Elgaria multicarinata webbii, 765 nucleotides long. RefSeq names its product vestigial like family member 1 (gene VGLL1). Lineage: Eukaryota; Metazoa; Chordata; Lepidosauria; Squamata; Anguidae. The transcript is spliced from 4 exons. Gene Ontology annotation, biological process: regulation of transcription by RNA polymerase II. The record is from RefSeq and is a predicted model, not a curated record. Gene Ontology annotation, cellular component: nucleus. The coding region runs from base 74 to 736 and encodes 220 amino acids.
CACAGGCUGGGUUCAGACAACAUGCUAAACCAUAGUGGGUCAUGUUCAAGAGUGACCCAUAAGAAGCACAUAGAUGGAAGAUACGAAGAAUAAUUCUGCCCAGCUGGGCAAAAGCAAGCAGCCGGUGAAAACAGAAUGGGGGUCCCAAUAUGUGGUUUUUACUUACUUCCAAGGUGACAUUAACAGCGUGGUGGAUGAACACUUCUCCAGAGCUUUGAGUGCAGCCAAAACCCCGCAGGACCUGAGCAGGAAGAACAGCAAUGAGGAUGUGAUUGUAAAGACCGAAAACCACAUGUCUCCCCAACAGUGGAGUUUCUCACCUCCCUGGCCUAAGCCGUACCACACGUCCUGCCCUUUAAACCUAUCCAGCUCCGAUGGGAAUGCGGCUGCUACAGCUGCUGACCCCUAUGAACCUUCUGACCUCCAGGGCAUUCCUCCAUCGGCCACAGAUCUGUGGCACUUGCCUUCGAGGGCUGAUCCAAAUUUGACUGCGACUUCAGGGUAUCCCCCCUCUAUGCCUGACCUGCACAUGGCGCAGGGAUCCGGGGCGGAUGGAAAAUUCGGUUCGCUGCUAGGUCUCUUGCAGCAGGAAAGGUGCCCCUCAUCCAUCCAGCAGACUCCCGAUUCUGGAUCGGCUUGUCUUACCAGCUCUGCUAGGUUACCAAAUACAAGCCAGAGUUUAACUUCUAGGGGAGGCAUCGCUGCCAAUGACAGGAGAAGAGAUUUGUACUUUUAGAAAAUGGACACCUUUGCUCACCAUUUCUG